AUGCCCCUGGGACAAAGCCCUUGGACAAAAGCCCCUGGGACAAAGGCCCCGGGACAAAGCCCCUGGACAAAGCCCCUGGGACAAAUGCCCCUGGGACAAAAGCCCCUAGGACAAAGCCCCAGGGACAAAAGCCCUGGGAGGGGACAAAGCCCCUGGGACCCCUUGGGACAAAGCCCACACAAAGCCCCCUGGGACAAAUGCCCCCUACAAAACAAAAGCCCUUGGACAAAGCCCCUGGGACAAGGCCCCCGGGGACAAAAGCCCCCUAGGACAAAAGCCCCUGGGACAAAUGCCCCUGGGACAAAAGCCCCUGGGACAAAAAGCCCCCUAGGACAAAGCCCCCGAGGACAAAGCCCUGGGACAAAAGCCGGGACAAGCCCCUGGGACAAAAGCCCCUGGGACAAAGCCCCUGGGACAAAAGCCCCUGGGACAAAAGCCCCCUGGGACAAAAGCCCCCGGGACAAAGCCCCAACAAAGCCCCUGGGACAAAGCCCCUGGGACAAAAGCCCUGGGACAAAUGCAGGACAAAAGCCCCUGGGACAAAGCCCCUGGGACAAAGACACAUGGACAAAGCCCCUGGGACAAAACAAAGCCCCUGGGACAAAAGCCCCUGGGACAAAGCCCCUAGGGACAAAUGCCCCCCAAAAGCCCUGGGACACAAAAGCCCUAGGACAAAGCCCCUGGGACAAAAAGCCCCUGGGACAAAAGCCCUACAAAAAGGACAAAGCCCCUGGGACAAAAAGCCCCUACAAAUGUACAAAAGCCCUAGGACAAAAAGCCCCUAGGACAAAGCUAACAAAAGCCCCCCGCCCCUAG
Homarus americanus (American lobster) is the source of this 816-nucleotide messenger RNA. RefSeq names its product translation initiation factor IF-2-like. The record is from RefSeq and is a predicted model, not a curated record. The transcript has a single exon. Bases 1 to 816 code for a protein of 271 amino acids. Lineage: Eukaryota; Metazoa; Arthropoda; Malacostraca; Decapoda; Nephropidae.